This is a messenger RNA of Prorocentrum cordatum, 903 nucleotides long. The record is from the annotation of a GenBank genome assembly. Lineage: Eukaryota; Dinophyceae; Prorocentrales; Prorocentraceae.
AUGGCCGCUACGAGCGCAACCCCGCCAGCGCCGCGGGCGCCCGCAUGGCCUUGCCGACGCCCCGCCGCGCUGAAGUCCCCGGACGCCCAGUUCCUGUCGGCGCGGGCCAGCGACGCUGGCUGCAAGCUGGCCUCGUCCCUGAUGUACUCGCCCCCAGCGCUGAUGGUCAACAGCAUGUGGAGCUUGGAGGGGGAGCCAGCGGUGCCGCCGACGCCUUCCGUCCUGUGGCCGGCCACGCCCAGCCCAAUGGCCGCCGCCAUGCGGGCGUUCCGCGUGCCCAUGGCGUCAGACGUCCCGCCCGCGCCCUCGCAGGCGGUGAUCGAGUCGCUGGCGGCCCUGCAGGACGGGGCCGCGUUCUUCGUGCCCUUUGUGGAGGCGACGCAGCAGCUCGCCGCGGCCCCCGCCAGGGGCUGCGCGCCGGCUCUGCCCGAGCAGUCCUUCUCCACUGCCCAGGGCCAGGCUGGGCUUCAGAUGCCGGGGCCCUCCUGGCAGUUCGCCCAGCCCCCGCCGCCGCCCGUGGAGCCCGCGCCAGGGCACCUGCCGCCCGCGGCGGAGUGCGCCCAAGCCCCGGGCGGCGCGUGGCUGGCUCGCGCUGCGGAGCCGCCGGCGCCGGCGCCCAGGUGGAGCCCGGAGGCCUCCCCAUUGCCGCCGCAGGCGGGCGCUGGCCAGCUGGGCCGCGAGGCGGGCGGCGGGGCGCGGCCCGCCCCCGCGCCGUCCGCGGGCGCGGCGCUGCACGGCACGCGGGAGUGCAGGCCCUGCGCGUGGUACUACAAGCCCAGCGGGUGCGACAUGGGCAAGGACUGCGCCUUCUGCCACCUCUGCCCCGAGGGGGAGGUGAAGCUCCGGAAGAAGGCCAAGUUGUUGGCGAUCCGUCGGACAUUCCAAAAGGGUGGAGAUCGUUAG